AGCAAACACUACACAAAAAGGGAGCAAAUACCUCCUCCUCCUCCUCCGCACACAAAAAACAAACCUUAGCAUUCAAUUAAUUUCAUUUCAUUCCAUCUUAGUCUUAUAAUGAAUACUUUCACCUAGUCACUUUGUGCUGAGAAAAGGAGCAUACCUUUAUCAUACAUAACCAUUCAAAACCUCUUUUUCUGUUCAUGGGUAGGAACAAAAUCCAACUUUUUGAUGACAAAAGAGAUGUGUUUUUCUCUGUUUCUAAUUUAUUUUCUCAAUCUCAUGAGUAUUACUAUUAUCCUUGUGGUUUGUUUGCUAGUGUUGGUCAAGUCGGAAUAGGUUUUGGUGUUCCACAACCAAACCCUUCUGAUUCUAAUUCCCCUGAAAAUGUUGAUGACCCUAAAUUUCCUUUCAGUGAAUUAUACGUUAAGUAUAUUCAAUCACUGUUGAAAUUCGAGCCUAAUGGUGUUACAGGGAAGGGGGAAGGUGAAGAAGUUGUUAAGGUGAAGAAUAAAAAUGGUGGGUUUAAGCUCAAGAUUAAGAUAAGGAAUCCUUCUAUUAGGAGGUUGUGUAGUGGAGCAAUAGCUGGUGCAAUUUCUAGAACCACUGUGGCACCUUUGGAGACUAUUAGGACUCAUUUGAUGGUGGGAAGUAGUGGUCAUUCUACUGCUGAGGUUUUCCAGGAUAUUAUGAAAACUGAUGGAUGGAAGGGUUUGUUUAGGGGAAAUCUUGUUAAUGUCAUUCGGGUUGCUCCUAGCAAGGCCAUUGAGCUAUUUGCUUAUGAUACGGUAAACAAGAACCUAUCCGCAAAGCCUGGAGAGCAGUCCAAACUCUCAGUUCCUGCAUCGUUGAUUGCAGGUGCCUGUGCUGGAGUCAGUUCAACUAUAUGCACGUAUCCGCUUGAACUACUCAAGACUAGACUAACUAUCCAGAGAGGUGUUUACAAUGGUCUCCUUGACGCUUUCGUGAAAAUAAUUAAAGAAGAGGGCCCUGCAGAACUUUACAGAGGCCUGACACCUAGUCUUAUUGGAGUUAUUCCAUAUUCGGCUACCAAUUACUUUGCCUACGACACUCUGCGGAAAGCAUACCGGAAAAUUUUCAAACAAGAGAAGAUCGGCAACUUUGAAACCCUUUUGAUUGGUUCAGCGGCUGGUGCUAUUUCAAGUACUGCAACUUUUCCACUUGAGGUGGCUCGCAAGCAUAUGCAAGUUGGAGCUCUCAGUGGAAGACAGGUCUACAAAAAUGUGGUUCAUGCCCUUGUUAGCAUACUAGAACAAGAAGGGAUCCAGGGUCUAUAUAGAGGGCUUGGACCUAGUUGCAUGAAGUUAGUGCCAGCCGCUGGAAUCUCUUUCAUGUGUUACGAAGCAUGCAAGAAGAUAUUGAUAGAUAAUGACGAGGAGGAAUAGGCUGAGUCAAUUGUUUUUGUUUCCACCAAUGCCAAGUUGCGGAACUGCUGCAUACUUUUUUGAUACAUUCGUCAUUUGGUUAACUUAUUUUUGGUUUCUCUUGUUUUACUGGAUUUUUUUUCAACCCCUCUGAGAAUGGAAUGUUGGUUUUUUGUUUAUUUAUGUUGCUGCCAGGCUUUUCAUUGUGUCUUGGCUAUACAUCUUCAAGUUCAAAAUCUACUUUGUAAUCCUGUUCUUUUUGGAAAUUGACGGUAGACUACUCACCAAUCAUAUUUUAUGAAGUUGAUUUUUGUUGAGCAAGGUA
Molecule: messenger RNA, 1701 nt
Organism: Medicago truncatula (barrel medic)
Lineage: Eukaryota; Viridiplantae; Streptophyta; Magnoliopsida; Fabales; Fabaceae
Product: adenine nucleotide transporter BT1, chloroplastic/mitochondrial
Exons: 3
Coding region: 195-1397 (400 amino acids)
Biological process (GO): transmembrane transport
Source: RefSeq, a predicted model, not a curated record